Messenger RNA from Raphanus sativus (radish), 1133 nucleotides. RefSeq names its product zinc finger CCCH domain-containing protein 42. Gene Ontology annotation, biological process: mRNA splicing, via spliceosome. The transcript is spliced from 4 exons. The record is from RefSeq and is a predicted model, not a curated record. Gene Ontology annotation, molecular function: metal ion binding; RNA binding. Bases 77 to 973 code for a protein of 298 amino acids. Gene Ontology annotation, cellular component: catalytic step 2 spliceosome; U2 snRNP; precatalytic spliceosome. Lineage: Eukaryota; Viridiplantae; Streptophyta; Magnoliopsida; Brassicales; Brassicaceae.
UUCUUUCCAACUCUCUCGUUUCUGUUAUAAAUAAAAUCUGCUUAGGGUUUGUUUCACUCGGCGAGGGAGCGAAAAGAUGAAUCCGUUGACACAGAUAAAGUGGACACAGGCUAUAAACGCCAAAGAAGCAGAUCUAGGGAUCUCCGAGGAGGCUUCGUGGCACGCCAGGUACAAAAACUCCGCCUAUAUCUACGCCGGAGGCUUAGCUUUCGACCUCACCGAGGGUGAUCUCCUCGCCGUUUUCGCACAAUAUGGUGAAGUGGUUGAUGUCAAUCUUAUCAGAGACAAGAGCACUGGAAAAUCAAAGGGUUUUGCGUUUCUUGCUUAUGAAGAUCAACGAAGCACCAUUCUCGCUGUUGAUAAUCUGAAUGGAGCUCAGGUCUUGGGGAGGAAAAUCAAGGUGGACCAUUGUAGGGAAUACAAGAAGCACGAAGAGGAAGAUGAAGAGAUGAGACAGCAUAACAGGGAGGCACGUGGUGUAUGCAGAGCUUUUCAGAGAGGAGAGUGUACCCGUGGUGAUUCUUGCAAGUUUUCCCACGACGAGAAAAGAGCUGCAAAUACUGGUUGGGGUCAUGAAGAGGAUAAAAGCGCCAAAUGGGGUAACGACAAGUUUAAUGGUGCCAAGAAGGGUGGUGGCCAUCGAGGAGACUUCUUCAGACCUGAUACGGAAGAGAAGACUUACAGAGAAGGAAAGGGUAAUGGAGAAAGGGAGGAGCCAAGGUCGAGAGAUUCUUAUGAUAGGAGGGAGCAAAAGAGAUCAGGACGUCUUGAUGAUUCGCAAUAUAGAAGACAUGAUGCUGAAAAUGAUUAUGCAAGGGAGGACAAGAGAUCCAGAACACAUGAUAGCGAUAAGUCCAAGGAAAGAUCUAGAAGGGAUUAUAACGACAGGGAAGGAGAAGGUUCAAGCCGGCAAUCAGACUCAUCAUCGAGGAAGGAUAGUGAUUAUUCAAGCAGGGAUGGUCGACGUCGCUAAAGGGAUAUAGACAAUGGGUAUUGCUAGAGUCUCUAGGAAUGAGAUGUGUUGUUCUUUUACAAGAGAGUUUGGUUGUAUAAACUGCUUUGUCCUUUAACCGUCAUUCUAUGUUUGUUACUUUGACUGUCUUGAAUGAAUGAAGUCGUCUAUUGUUCGCUUA